Molecule: messenger RNA, 1767 nt
Organism: Anopheles moucheti
Lineage: Eukaryota; Metazoa; Arthropoda; Insecta; Diptera; Culicidae
Gene: Eip63F-1
Product: calcium-binding protein E63-1
Exons: 8
Coding region: 646-1233 (195 amino acids)
Molecular function (GO): enzyme regulator activity; calcium ion binding
Source: RefSeq, a predicted model, not a curated record
ACCGUUGCUGUUGAGUGGCCACCAAGUUCGAUGCUGAUGGUUUCGCGGUGGUUUUGUGAAUUGGAACCAAUUUCCCGGCCCGAUUCGCACGGUUUCGAAGACACCCGAUCGUGUGGAUGGCUUCAUUAUUGUUCACCGUGCCACGGGAGUUAUAUCGAUCGCGAAUUGUUCGGGAAGCGUAAGAAAGGAUCGUUCCGUGAUCGUGCAAUUGAUAUCUGACUGUCGUAGGAGAAUUGCGUAAUUCAUUGGUGUUUGUGAAACUACUUUCUACCAAGGAUAUAAAACAUCAUUUUUCAGUACGGCGCAUCAAGGGAGCAGUACACCGAAUGAAAUAAUCACAUAACACCUGUACUUGGACAUUAGUUUGAGUGACAAACACCGAUCCUGCUGGCGGGCAAACACAUUUAGGAAGCAUCCGAACCGUCCGCAUCUCUUUCGGGCGUUCGGUUAUACUUUUUGGGCUAUUCUUAGAAGGUCAGUCCAAUGGUGAUCUAAACGGCAAGGGCGGAGAACGGGAUCUGGCCCGAGGCGUAUCGAACCGACGGUGCGCUCGUGUGCGUGCAGUAGUCGCGCCCUCCCAGCAUCCCGCGGGAAAACUUGACGCGGUAUCUCGGGAAAUCCGGACCCUGUCCCGGCCCAGUCAAGAUGCUGGGAGCUGCACUUAUAGGACGGCGUAAAAGCUCAGUUGCCAAAGGGAAAACUUUCACCGAGGAGGAAAUCAAGGAUCUGCGAACAGCAUUUGACCUGCUCGACCGUGACCAGGAUGGGCACGUGACACCAGAAGAGCUGCAGUUCAUGCUGCGAAACCUCGGCAUCCACGUGCGGGACGAACUGAUCGACGAUCUGCUGCGGGAAGCUAGUCGGACAGGCAGCGGGCUGAUAGACGAAACAGAGUUCCUUCAGUGGGUGGCGAGAAUACAGGCCCUAAAAGACGACAGCAACACCAGUAGCAGCAGUAGCAGUAGCAAUAAUCCCGCCCAGUCAGCCGACGACGAUCUAACGCAGGAUCUAGUGGCAGCGUUCCGAGUAUUCGAUCGUGAUGGCAAUGGGUACAUAACGCGAGACGAGCUGAAAUCCGCCAUGGAUAUGAUCGGCGAGAAUGUGACCGAGUACCAGCUAAACGAGAUGCUGGAGCUUGCCGACGCGGACAAGGACGGCCGAAUCAACUACGAAGACUUUCAAAACUUUUUCCUUAACAAUUUCGAGGCGCUGGUGCAACCUCCCAAGAAGUGAGACAAAUUGGGAGCCAAUUCUCCUCACCCUUCAAUGUGUGUGUGUGUGUGAGUGCGUGUAUGUGGGAGUGUGUAUGGGUGCAGUUUUUUUCUGAUCCCGUAACUGCGAUGUGAUCCUGUUGGUCUAAAAAGAAGACUUUCAUCUAGAAACUGCAUCGAGCAACACCGAGACAAUGCCACGCAGCAGGACGGGCAGGACACGCAGCGAGUCCUAGUCAUGAUAAGACCCUCUUACGAGCACCAGCACAUACGCACAGCUACCAUAGCGUUCGUUCGUAUACAGUAAACUAGGAUGUACAUUUCGUUUAGAGCACUUAGUGCUGCUACGUAAGCAAAUAUUGAACCCAACACGUGCGUCGCAAAUGAUAGUGUAUUAAGCAAAUCGAAGUAUUAAUGUUCUCUGGGUAGACAUCUCCGUCUUCUUCCUACACAGCGCCAUAGAAGCAAACAAACCUGUUGUGACUAGACUAUAGUAAACAAAAAACAACAACUGAAAAAACAGAAAUCAUUAACACCAAUUUUGUGCAGUAAUAAA